GGGGUAAAAGGGAAGUAAUAUACGUAAGUCGUCGGCAAUAUUUGUUUCUCUUUGCUGAGGCGAUACAACGGUCUCCUUAAAUUGCUUCAUCGGUUGAUCUCACCCAGAAUCCAUGGCUUCUAAUUCCCAACAAGAAGCUACCGGUGGGUCUCCGCCGCCUAAACCAUGGGAGCAAGCUGGAGGCACGUCUGCUUCCGGACCCUUUAAGCCACCCUCACCUGGAAGCACCAGUGAUGUGGUCGAGGCGUCUGGAACAUCACGGCCAGGUGUGAUUGUUUCAACUGCUGAUGCGACUGCUGCUGUGAAUAGAAAUACUGUUAGUAGGCCUUUACCCAGCAGGCCCUGGGAGCAACAGAAUUAUGGAAGCUCUUAUGGAGGGUAUGGUUCUGGCUUAAACCACAACUCGGGGUAUGGUUCUGGCUUAAACUACAACUCGGGGUAUGGUUCGGGAAUGUAUGGUUCAUCAUAUGGUGGAUUAGGUUCUUCUGGCGGUGGAUUGUAUGGAAACAACAUGUAUAGAGGAGGUUAUGGUGGUCUAUAUGGAAACUCUGGAAUGCCCGGUGGUGGAAUGAAUGGCAGUGGACUCGGUGGCUUUGGGGGUCCAAUGGGUGGUUAUGGGAUGGGUAUGGGUCCAUAUGGUGAACAAGAUCCAAAUAAUCCUUUUGGUGCUCCCCCAUCCCCACCAGGCUUUUGGAUGUCCUUCCUCCGCGUGAUGCAAGGUGUUGUUAACUGCUUUGGCCGGAUAUCUAUUCUGAUGGACCAGAAUACACAGGCAUUCCACAUGUUUAUGACUGCUCUUCUUCAGCUUUUUGAUCGUGGGGGACUAUUGUACGGAGAGUUGGCUAGAUUCGUGUUAAGACUGCUGGGAAUCAAAACAAAACCCCGAAAGCUUAAUCAAGCAGGUCCUCCCGGAUUCCCAGGACCCCAUAAUCCUCAUGGGAAUCAAAACUUCAUCGAGGGGCCCAAAGCUGCUCCAAGCGGUGCCUGGGACAAUGUAUGGGGAGAAAAUUAGUUAGACCAUCAACAACUAGAGAUUGACCUGAAAUUUAGAAAGGCUUGGCCAGAGCACAGAUGAGAUUAAUACAGCCACUUGCACCAGGUACUAUUCCUGCAUGAUGACGGCCAGGUGGAGCUCAUCCGAAGCAUGUGACCAUAGUAUUUUUCUGUUAAGUACUCCAAGUAGUGUGAAAAAAAUUAAGACAUAAUAACAGCCUUUAAAUGUACUAAUAGGCAUAUUGAAUGCUAAGGCAAUAAAAGUGUGAUUCAUUUGUUUGUGCUA
This is a messenger RNA of Hibiscus syriacus, 1279 nucleotides long. RefSeq names its product peroxisomal membrane protein 13-like. Gene Ontology annotation, biological process: protein import into peroxisome matrix, docking. Bases 113 to 1012 code for a protein of 299 amino acids. The transcript is spliced from 5 exons. The record is from RefSeq and is a predicted model, not a curated record. Lineage: Eukaryota; Viridiplantae; Streptophyta; Magnoliopsida; Malvales; Malvaceae. Gene Ontology annotation, cellular component: peroxisomal importomer complex; peroxisome; peroxisomal membrane.